CACGCGAAUGUCGGUGUACUCGCUGCCGUCGGACUACACGGAGGAGAAUCCCUGGAACAAGCGGGAGUUGAUCAUCUUCAUCGUCUGCUACACGUCGUGCGUGCUCUUCCUCAUCGUCAUGUACGAGAUCCUCAUGCCGGUCAUCAACAACCCAAUGUAUCCGUACUACAACGCGGAGAACGUGCCGUCCUACGCAUUCCAACGGCCUGACAUGCCUAGAUGA
Caenorhabditis auriculariae is the source of this 223-nucleotide messenger RNA. The record is from the annotation of a GenBank genome assembly. Lineage: Eukaryota; Metazoa; Nematoda; Chromadorea; Rhabditida; Rhabditidae.